Messenger RNA from Phycodurus eques (leafy seadragon), 1289 nucleotides. RefSeq names its product ribosomal L1 domain containing 1 (gene rsl1d1). The record is from RefSeq and is a predicted model, not a curated record. The transcript is spliced from 9 exons. NCBI's taxonomy places the organism in Eukaryota, Metazoa, Chordata, Actinopteri, Syngnathiformes, Syngnathidae. Gene Ontology annotation, cellular component: 90S preribosome. The coding region runs from base 51 to 1130 and encodes 359 amino acids.
CGUCGUAAGCAACUACGCAUGCGUGCGUGGCAGUAACACGUGAAGGCAACAUGGGCGACAAAAUGCAAGUUGAACUAGACCGCUCACAGGUGAAAAAGGCUGUUUUAGCCUUGCAGGCAUACCUAAAAACCAAGUCGGCCGGCAAAAAGCUUUUCAAGGACGACUCUCAAAAGAUCAGUCUGCUCUUCACACUCUGGAGGAUCCCCAAGGAGGCUCAGACCAUACGGAUUCCAUUGCCUCAUGGCCAACGUACAGCCUCAGAAGAAGUUUGCCUAUUUACCAGAGAUGAGCCCCAAAUGACCGCAGAUCAAACUGAGAGGUUUUAUAAGAAGUUGAUGACAGAACGGGGGGUUAAAAAUGUCACUGAGAUAAUCCCCUUCAAGGUCCUGAAGACAGAGUACAAACCAUUUGAGGCUAAACGACGCCUAUUGGGGAAUUUUGAUAUGUUCCUCUCAGACGACCGCAUACGCCGCCGUCUGCCAUCUCAUAUCGGAAAGCACUUCUACGAAAGGAAAAAGGAGCCGCUUUCUGUGAACCUGCAGAGCAAAGAUCUGGCCAGAAACAUCCAGAAAUUGGUUCAGGGCACCAGUGUGAGGGUCAACAACAAGGGCUCUUGCUGUAUGGCGCGUGUUGGCCACAGCGGCAUGACUGCCGAUGAGUUGACGGAAAACAUUGAGGCGGCUGUCCAAACUGUGGCUGGAAAAAUACGCAUGAAGGGACCAGUGCUGAAGAUUGUCCACUUAAAAAGCGAAAAAUCAGUGGCCUUACCCAUCUAUACUUCAGACCUAAGUCACCUCAUCAUGCCCAAAACCGCAGAGGCUGAAAAGCAGCCUGAAAAAACACCGAAAGACACAAAACAAACCUCUGCAGAGGAUGGGGAAGAGAAGGCAAAGAAAAGGAAGGUAGAGGAGGAGGAGGAGAAUGAUGACGACGACGACGACGAAGAAGAAGAAAAGGAAGAUGAUGAAGAAAUUCCCCAGCUAGUCCCCAUAGUGACAGAGGGCAAAAAGCCUCAACUGCAGCGGAAGAAGACCAGGUCUGCAGAGAAGAAACAUUCAAGCAUACUGCUCAAAAUGACCAAGAAAGCGACUACACCCAAAGGAAAAGGAAAAGUACCUAAAGUCAAAUGAUUUUAUUUUGGGACGCUACUCACUCACUAUUUUGUAAGAUUUUCAAUAUAUUUAACCUGUCGCAUCUCGUCUUUGUGAGACUGAAGUAUGUUCAAUUGGCGGUCAAGUUUGUAUCCAAACACUUUCUAAGAAUAAAAUACCUUUACUGAUCUUGCACAA